AUGUUGCGGCGGUGUUGGAUUUUUUAUUGCCCUAUCCAGUACACCACCCUCUCUUCUACCGCCGGAAAGCUUAACGAAAUAUUGGAUUUGCGAGUGCAAAAGACGCCUGUGCAUAGUGAAGUUCUCAAACAGUUUAUUCGAACAGAGGUCAUGCCUCUUCUUGCCGGAACUUCUGUAGACAGGCGUCACGACAGUUCCGAAUUGCGUCGGUUUAUGGGUCAGCUGCUUCGUGACUCUGCCUUUGCAGCUGUUGUCUUACGUGCUCGCCCUGGUGGAGCCUACGUCAAUACCAUUGUGGACUGUAUUAAGCACGACCACGAACGCAUGCAGUUUAUUAACAAAAUGACAUCCAAUCAAGCUAGUCGUAUCAUUGAACACUUAUGUCGUGUUGGUGUUAAUGAUUCAGCCGUGUAUGCCCCAUUGGCUGCUCGUUUAGACUUUUGUGUACUCAAAGAGGUGGGACGGGCAAUGUUUUCGUUGGCAGAAGAGAGAAUGCACCAGGAAGUGGUAUCAUUCAUCGUGCCCCUAUAUUGUGGAGAGACAUGGGAACUUACCUUUGAUGGAGGUGUGGGAUACACAAAUCAAUGGAACAAAAAUUGCAACGUUUUUGACGCCGUGCGUGUAUUACGUGUGUUAUCUAAAUCCGUUCGAGGCGUGGUAGAGCAGCAGCGUUUUGACGCGGCAAAGGGUACAAUUUACCCUCUCCCAGUAGAGAGCAUUCAUCAGUUAAGAACCAAUUUGACGGUGUUUAUUAUUCAGAACAGUGAAAUUCUCCGUGGGGGCCAUUGGAUCAACUUCACUCGCGCCAUGGUGCACUUCCCCACGGAGUUUAAGACAAUGAAGUAUCUAGAACGACAUCCUUCAGUGCUGCAGGCUGUAGAUUCGCAGAAUCUCCCCCGUCGGGCAUCGAGACUGGGGUUGUCGGAGACCGUAGAUACGGAUGACAUGGCAGCACUAGGAUUACAUUACGUCUUUGCACCUGUUGAACAACAAGAAAAGGUAAAGAAAAAAAAGCUUCAGCAGCCCACCGCAGAUGGCAGUGAAAAGGAAAACGAGGGUCGCUUUGACGUCCCAUCCAUUGAUCUCACGAAGCUCCUUCCCAUCAUAGAAGAUGUACCUCUUCCGAAGGCCGUUCAGCAACGCCGUCUCCAACUUGUCAUGCGGGCAAUUAUGAAUGACAUGGAUACGCUUCAUUUUACCGAUCUUGUGCGGUUUAUUCAGGCCCUUCGUCGAAUGGAAGGUUCUUCCGAGUUUUCGUCGUCGUUGAACGCUGCAAUUUCGGCCGUCAGUCGAAUUCUCGACAAUGGCUCAAAAAACACCACUGUAUACAUUCCGUAUGAUCGUCUUGUGAAUUUGGCAAACCUUCUCACCGCUUUUCGUUUGAAGAGCUGUAAGGGUUUUGUAAAUUACCUUUUUUGCUUUCUCCCCACGGUGGACUCCGUGACUGUGGAUGAGGCUACUUCGUUAAUGAACGCUUUGGCUGCUGUUGCUGAAUUGGAUGGAGUGGAACGUUGUGUUCGUGUUGGAGAACAAAUUUUGGAUAAGGUGGGGCACAAUUUUGAUGGCGUCACUCUCCCUUUGGUUUUAUCUCAUCCUCUACAGUGUGCAAAGCUUUUACGUGCUACCGUGCUUUUAGGCGCGGCACCAUCAUCUGAUGCUAUAAAGCGCAUAUUUGGUGACACGAAUGAAGGGUUAAAAGUGUCGUCAAACCUUCGGGAGGCUGGCGCUUCGGUACUUUUUGAUGUGGCCCGUUCACUCUAUCACUUUUCACGCUUGAAAACAACAGAGACCAGUUGGGCGGAAACCGUGUGGUCAAAAGGCAUAGUGGGUGCUUUGAUCCCGCUCUUAACGCAGCUAACAUCUGAAUUUCAUCAGGAAGUUCUCUCCUCUAGGGAAAACGGCCGAAGUUCCACCUCAUACAUUCCUCUCGCGUGGCGCAGCUCAAUGGAGGCAGUGUUUCCGUGGGUGGAUGUGAAUCUGGACACAGUUUCUUUGACGACGAUGCAGCAACGCAUUGAAGAGGUAUAUCCGUUUUUACGCCAAAUUGCGAUGAUGGCUGUAUGUAUUGCAGAGGCGCAACGAAAGUCUCUUGCGAAAAAAAAUCCUGUGGCUGAGCCGCUUGUUUUCUCGUCCAAUGCAGUUGUUCACAUGCUGUUCUUUCUGUUAAUGUUUGAGCAUAUAUUGUAUCACGGUACAUGGCAGGCGGAGAUAGACAGCGGUGCGGCGUCCGCGAAUGGUGUAAAAGAAAAGAUGCAGAAAAUGAAGGAGGACUAUAUCACAAUUCUCUCGACUACGGUGUGCAAGGAUGAGGAAGGAAACGGAGUGACAGCCCUUUCGCUAAUUGACCAUUUAUUCUCGCCUGAGAGCGGGCGCGACCAGUCGCACUCCGUGCUAGACCGCAGCAGUAUUCUUGAGAUCACCACAAAUCUUCCAUUUUCCGUCUCACUUGUGGUGAGUCAAGGGCCCAUUAAUGAAUUGUUCUGUGAGCGGGCUGUGGCGGCCGUAAUUAGCGUUAAUGAUUGA
Messenger RNA from Trypanosoma cruzi, 2523 nucleotides. RefSeq lists its product as uncharacterized. NCBI's taxonomy places the organism in Eukaryota, Euglenozoa, Kinetoplastea, Trypanosomatida, Trypanosomatidae. The coding region runs from base 1 to 2523 and encodes 840 amino acids. The record is from RefSeq and is a predicted model, not a curated record. The transcript has a single exon.